This is a messenger RNA of Symbiodinium necroappetens, 1217 nucleotides long. Lineage: Eukaryota; Dinophyceae; Suessiales; Symbiodiniaceae. The record is from the annotation of a GenBank genome assembly.
AUGGCGUCUGACAAUUCUGAAAGCCAUGGUGCAGCAUUGGCUAUGCGAAACGACUCCAGGCUCCUCCCUCACCAUACGGACAGGUCCUGCAAACUGUGGUGCCCUUUCUGGAUCGCCAUCCUCCUGGAGAACAUGGCCACCAUCUUGGUGAAUCUGAUCUACCCGGAUCUGGCUGUGGCAUCACUAAACAAUGGUGUGGAUGCCUGUGCCGGCAGCGGGGCGAACAGUCCGGCAUGUGAGAAGCUCAUCGCGCAGGCGUCGGAGAUUGGUGCCACGUUCGGCAUCGUCGGCGCCAUCAUGAGUCUCUUUGCGAUUCCCUUCGUCGGAAGCUGCGCGGACCAUUUCGGUCGGCGCCCGAUGCUGAUCCUAGCCUUCCUGACCUCGAAAGUGCCCCUGAUAGCUCUUCUUUGCGUCGCCUACGCCGGGGCGUCCAUCUACUAUUUCUAUGCGGGACUCCUGGUUCCCGUGCUGAUACCGGGCCCAAUGCUUUUCUGGUUUUGGAUCAACGACCAAACAGAGCCCAGUGAGCGAGGGCAGAUGUACGGUCGCUUGAAUGCCGCGACGAACAUCGAAGGCAUCAUCGUGCCUUUGGCUGCCAUGGUCGCACAUGAUCGAUCGGCAGUGUUAGUUCUUACUGUUAUCCGGGUGGCGGCGUUGCUGACUGUCGUCUGUUUCGUGACCGAAUCCCGACCGGCCAGCUUGAUAGGCGGGUCGGCCAGGAGCGCAGUGUCAGAUGGCAAGCACGCCUUCUUCGAGCGGUGGAAAAACGUGAGAAUACUGUUCACGGACAGAUCCCUUCGCAAGCUGAUUGCAGUUGGCCUCCUGGGCCUCCUCACGGGGACCGGCCUCGGAGGCGCUUCUUUCUUGUACUGCAAGGACAAGUUUGGUGCCAACAUGCAGAGCUUUGCGCCGCUUGUGACAGUCUCAACAGUCAGCAACGGCUUGGUUCAGCUGUUUUUGCUGAAGCCGCUGCAAGACAAGGUUGGUCUUCGAGGACUCUUCCUGAUUGCAGUUAUCUUUGGAGUUUGCCUGCCUGCCGCUGUUGGUGCGGCUCCCACAUUGAACUGGAUGAUUGCGAUCAACGUUUUCAGUGGCCUCGGCAAUGUGGGGCUGCCAGCCUUUCAGGCGCUGAUUUCGAACGUCUCCGAGACGAUUCCUGGGCUCUCACCUGGGGUGGCGCUUGGGGCACUGCAGGCCAUGACAUCAGUUGUUUCCCU